Messenger RNA from Vicia faba (fava bean), 1743 nucleotides. The record is from the annotation of a GenBank genome assembly. NCBI's taxonomy places the organism in Eukaryota, Viridiplantae, Streptophyta, Magnoliopsida, Fabales, Fabaceae.
AUGGGAACGUUCCAGACAUUGAGAAAGGCCUACGGAGCUCUCAAAGAUUCCACCAAAGUUGGCCUUGCCAAGGUCAAUAGCGAAUACAAGGAAUUGGACAUUGCGAUUGUAAAAGCUACAAGUCACGUCGAAUAUCCUCCUAAGGAACGUCACGUUCGAAAGAUAUUCUAUGCCACAUCGGCGCACCAACCACGGGCAGAUGUAGCUUAUUGCAUUCACACGCUUUCGAAAAGGCUUUUCAAGACGCGGAGUUGGAUAGUUGCUUUGAAGACAUUGAUAGUGAUUCAUAGGAUAUUGAGAGAGGGUGAUCCUAGCUUCAAAGAAGAUCUUGUAAACUACUCACACAGGGUACAAUUUCUUCAAAUUUCCAGUUUCAAAGAUGACUCAACCCCUCUAGCCUGGGAUUGUUCUGCAUGGGUUCGAACCUAUGCACAAUUUUUAGAAGAAAGACUUGAAUGUUUUAGAAUUCUUAAAUACGACAUCGAGUUCGAGCGUUUAACAAAAUCAUCACCGGCUUCAACUACGUCACAUAGCAGAACAAGGACGUUGAGCAGUGAUGAGCUGUUGGAGCAGCUUCCGGCAUUGCAGCAACUUCUUUACAGACUUGUUUGCUGUCAGCCUGAAGGAGCAGCUUUCAGCAAUUAUCUAAUACAAUAUGCAUUGGCCCUGAUAUUGAAAGAGAGCUUCAAAAUAUACUGUGCCCUCAAUGAUGGAAUCAUAAAACUUGUGGAUGUGUUCUUCGAAAUGCCGAGAUUCGACGCAGUAAAGGCUUUGCAUGUUUAUAAAAGAGCUAGCCAACAGGCUGAACAUCUUGCUGAUUUCUAUGAAUACUGCAAGGGUUUAGACCUUGCUAGGAAUUUUCAAUUUCCAAUUUUGAGACAGCCACCACCUUCUUUUGUGUCCACAAUGGAAGAAUACAUUAAAGAAGCACCUAUAUCUCGCAACGAUGUUAAGAGAUUGGAAUAUCAUGAAAAUGAUCAAUCGCCAAAAAAAGAACCAGAACAAAAAGAAACCGAAGAACCUGAAGCAGUUGAGGAAGUCAAGGAGGAAGAACAUGUUGAACAAGUUGAGGAACAAGUUGAAGAAGUGGCUGAACUUCCUCCUCUUAUAUCAACUGAUGGUGAUGAUGAUUUGCUGGGUCUAAAUGAAAUAAAUCCAAAAGCACAAGAACUAGAGGACUUAAAUGCUUUGGCCCUAGCAAUUUUACCACCUGGUGGUGGAAAAAAUUCAAAUAGUCUCGCUUUGGCUAAUUUAAGUGGAACUACUGGUUGGGAACUUGCACUCGUUACGACACCAAGCAACCACACGAGCCAAGCGCCCGGUCGCAUAAUGGCUGGUGGGUUUGACAAGCUAUUGCUAGACAGUUUGUACGACGACGAAAAUGCACGGAGGCAACUUCAACUCCAGAAUGCAGGUUAUGGAUAUGGUGGCACUGCCACGACAAUACAUAAUCCAUUUGAUAAUUAUAGUCACCAGGAUCCAUUUGCAUUAUCAAACAAUAUAGCGCCUCCGUCUAACGUACAAAUGGCAUCAAUGGCACAACAACAGCAUAUGAUGUUCCAACAACAUCAACAGCAACACAGCAUGAUGAUGGGACCUUAUCAGCAGCAGAAUCCAUUAACUCAGUACCCUCAACAGAUGCCAGUUAUGAGUUCUUUUAAUCCAUUUGGAGAUCCUUUACCUGUACCUAGCUAUUCUUAUAGUCCCAUGCACCACCAUCAAGGGAACUACAAUAUAUUGUAG